Molecule: messenger RNA, 3184 nt
Organism: Pseudoliparis swirei
Lineage: Eukaryota; Metazoa; Chordata; Actinopteri; Perciformes; Liparidae
Product: cytotoxic granule associated RNA binding protein TIA1-like
Exons: 12
Coding region: 154-1317 (387 amino acids)
Molecular function (GO): RNA binding
Source: RefSeq, a predicted model, not a curated record
UUUAUCGGCGGCCCCAUUGUUCACUCAGCGGCGGUUAAGCAGUUCACACUGCGCAAUAGAAUAACUUGACGGGUGUUACAGGCAGCUGCCCCGCGACAGUCGUGGACUUUCUUUCAGGGUUGCGACUUGUUCUCGGCCAGCAAGUUAAACAGAAUGGACGAUGACCAGCCUAAAACCCUGUAUGUGGGGAAUCUGUCCCGGGACGUGACAGAGGCCCUCAUCUUGGAGUUGUUUGGCCAGAUUGGACCCUGCAAAAGCUGCAAAAUGAUAGUAGAUACGGCAGGUCACGAUCCGUACUGCUUUGUGGAGUUCUAUGAGUAUAGACAUGCCACUGCCACAAUCGCAGCCAUGAAUGGUCGGAAAAUACUGGGUAAGGAGGUCAAAGUCAACUGGGCCACGACGCCAACCAGCCAAAAGAAAGACACAAGUAGUCACUUCCACGUCUUUGUUGGAGAUUUAAGUCCUGAAAUCACGACGGAUGACAUAAAAGCAGCUUUUGCUCCGUUUGGGAAAAUAUCGGAUUGUCGAGUGGUGAAAGACAUGGCCACAGGUAAAUCUAAAGGCUAUGGCUUUGUCUCCUUCUUCAACAAAUGGGAUGCGGAGAACGCCAUCCAGCAGAUGGGAGGCCAGUGGCUGGGAGGACGGCAGAUCAGGACCAACUGGGCCACCAGGAAGCCUGCCCCGAAAACUACAAACGAGACACCCAACGCCAAGCAGCUAUCUUUUGAUGAGGUGGUGAACCAGUCCAGCCCCAGCAACUGCACCGUCUACUGCGGCGGAGUCACAACAGGUCUCACAGAGCAAAUCAUGAGACAGACCUUCUCGCCUUUCGGCCAAAUAAUGGAAAUCCGCGUUUUCCCAGACAAAGGCUACUCGUUUGUGAGGUUCAACUCCCACGAAGCCGCAGCUCACGCCAUCGUGUCCGUCAACGGGACGUCCAUAGAGGGCUACGUGGUGAAGUGUUACUGGGGCAAAGAGACGACGGACAUGGUUAGCCCCAUCCAGCAGGUACAGAUGUCACAGCAGAACACGGUGAGCUUCGCAGCGCAGCCCUACAGUCAGUGGGGUCAGUGGUACAGCAACACGGCCGCCCAGCAGAUCGGGCAGUAUGUGCCCAACGGAUGGCAGGUGCCGAGCUUCGGGGUCUACGGACAGACCUGGGAUCAGCAGGGCUACAAUCAUUUACACGCCGGAGCCGGAUGGACAGGCGUGGGCGCCGUGAGCAACGGGGCCAUGGUGGAGCCGGGGCAGGGCGUCAACGGCGCCGUGCUCACCAACACGGCCGGCAUGAGCACCGCCGGCUACCACACCCACUGAGCAGCCGUCACAGUAGGGCCACAAGGAUGACACUCUGCUGGGGGGGGAAGGAGUGCAUUCCAUGAGCUCUCUGUCACCACACAAGGUUAUUCUGUUAGAGAAGCUGGUACGCCAUUUUUUAAAAAUCAAACCUUGACCAGCCCAUAACUUCACCCACUGCCCAAAUCUGCAAGUGUCAAGAACCCGAUCCACUCCAGAAAAAAACGUACACAGCGGGAUGCGAACGCACCUCGCAUUCCUCAAGCCCAUUUUAUUGUUUGGCGUAUUUUUGUAAUGCCUGCAGAUAACCGGCCAAAUGUAAAUUAUACGACCGUGUGUAGAUAUUUCUAGCACAGCCACAUUUUUAAUUUAAGCGAAACAUCAACUAAUUAUCGUAAUAAAAAAUAAAAAAAAGACACCACCAGGUUUAGUUUGUUUUCAGAGCCAAAGAGCAAGGGCCGCGUUUUAUAUACCAAUGUUUAACAAGCGUACAGGGAGGAGAGGCUACCGACUUUUCAAACAGACGGCACUCAUUAAUCCACAGUAAGUAAUGCAAUGUGUCGAGGAAGGGGUGCGAUUUUUAAGAUGUUUUUCUUUCUCUCAAUUGGAACCUCUCGCUCUCACCUCUGGUCCGUCCACCCGCCACUAAAGUGAACAUCAAGUCCGAGGCAGCUCUCAGGGUGCUGUCGAAGUCAUUCUGUGAAAUCACUGAGCAGACGAAGGAGGCGGGUUGGGGGGGGGGGGGGGGGCACGCGGAAACCGGAUAACAAUUAAAAAUCAGCGCUCCUUCACUUUCAUCUCCCGGGACGGACUGAACAGACCGACGAGUAUCCUGUCCGUGGAUAAGAAGUGUGUGUGUGCGUGUGUGUGUGUGUGCAUGAACUGAUGCUUUUACACACAAGAACAAUGUCCACUUCACCUUCCCCUGAAACAGAAAGGACUACGCCAUCAUUUCUUUUUUUUUUUAUUGCAACAGAUGAAAUUGUCGUUUUUUGUUUUUUGUUUUUUUGGAGCAACUUUAAAAUGAUGUAUAAAGAGCUUUUGCCUUUUUUCUUUAUUUUUUUUUAGUUUGCGCGUUUCAUUUCGGGACUGUCUUACGAAGAAGAUGUUGCAGUGACACCAUCAGAAGUCAUGAGACGUUUUUAUGUUUGUUUAUAAAACACUUAAGUGGCUGUCAACUGUCAACUUUAUUUUUAAAAUUAGAUUUUCAAUAUCUCAAAUGAACCAAUUGCAGGGAUUACUGCCACUCUUAUCUUACUUGUAGGCAGAUAAAUAUUGCACAAAUACUUAAGGUUAUCUUUUCACAAAAUUUGAAAUACUAGGUUGUUUUUUUAUGUUUUUGCAUUCCAUAAUCUUGUCUGUUUUUAUGUAUAUAACCAAACAGUCUGUUCAAUUGUACUGAAUCUGUAUAAAGACAUGUUAAUGAAGGGAGCGAGCUUGCUUCUGCUUGGGCUCAUGGACGCCACAAACAGCUGUGACAGUAGCAUCCCUGUCCGGCGCUGGUCCGUGUACAGUAGACAUCGUGCGUCAUCGGAUUCUUCCAGCGGCUCGGACGAAAAGCAGCGUUGCUAUGCAAUGCAGGAGCCUUUUCCACUGACCGCUCAUGCGUACUUAAGUUAUUCUGUCCUAAACCUAAAUACUUGUUUUUAUAGAUCAAGAAACAACCAUAUGACGAUCCAAGUUUUUGCUUUGUGGCCACCAACAUUUUUAAUAAGAGUUGGAAAAAAAAAAUCCAUUGUGUUGCCUUAUCAGUGAGAGUAGGCGGGGCCUAAGAAUGUUUUCAACCUUUUUGAUUUGGCGAGGGAGGAUCUGUGGAUGCUUUAGUAACAUGGUUUGAGUUUUUGCUUUGUCCCCAUUAAAAUGAUGCUUACGAAACAGCUCCCAGUUA